Molecule: messenger RNA, 854 nt
Organism: Brassica rapa (field mustard)
Lineage: Eukaryota; Viridiplantae; Streptophyta; Magnoliopsida; Brassicales; Brassicaceae
Product: MLP-like protein 328
Biological process (GO): defense response
Source: RefSeq, a predicted model, not a curated record
CCAAGAGAAAAUAUUCAUCAAGCAACAAAAAACACACAGUUUACUCACAAGUCACAACACAAAUUAGAAGAGACAGACAGAGAGAUGGCGACGUCAGGAACAUAUGUAACAGAGGUUCCGUUGAAAGGAUCAGCAGAGAAACACUACAAAAGGUGGAAGAGUGAGAACCACCGCUUUCCAGACGCCAUAGGCCAUCACAUCCAAGGUGUCACAGUCCUCGAAGGCGAUUGGGACUCUCAUGGAUCCAUCAAGAUUUGGAACUACACAUGCGAUGGGAAACCGGAAGUGUUUAAGGAGAGGAGAGAGAUAGACGAUGAGAAUAAUGCGGUCACGGUCAGAGGUCUUGAAGGCCACGUGAUGGAGACUCUUAAGCUGUAUGACACCACCAUUCAGUUCAUUCAAAAAUCGCCUGAUGAUAUCGUUUGCAAGAUCACUAUGGUCUGGGAGAAGCGAACCGAUGACUCACCUGAGCCCAUUAACUACAUGAAGUUGGUCACGAGCAUGGUUGCUGAUAUGGACAACCACGUCCUCAAAGCUUAAAUAAAACCUCUUUAUCUUUCAAAACAUCAUCACCGGCUUCCUCUGUGUGUUGUGUGGGUGUCUUUCGUUUGUUGAAAUCAAUAUAAUAAUGGAGCCCUUGUAUGGUUUGGUUAAUUACUAUUACUGCUUGGUUUUGUAAUAUGCUUUCAUGUUUUUAGUUAUGGUGAGUAAUUAACUGCAAGGUUUCAUGUUAUGUCAUGUGUAUGUCCAUCUACACAUGUCUCCUUGUAGAAAAUGCUAUAGUGUAUAGUUUGUGUGAUAUAUAUGUUACAAAAAUCUAUAUAAAUAAAUGAAAAUAGUAUAUAUUAUUAUUA